Molecule: messenger RNA, 576 nt
Organism: Epinephelus lanceolatus (giant grouper)
Lineage: Eukaryota; Metazoa; Chordata; Actinopteri; Perciformes; Serranidae
Gene: them4
Product: thioesterase superfamily member 4
Source: RefSeq, a predicted model, not a curated record
AUGGAAAGAUUACUGAAUGGGCCAACUGGACACAAGUCCAAGGCCCAACGUUUCAGGGGCCUCCCUCACCCUGAGCCCGCAAAAUGUGGAGUGUAUCUUAGUGAGAUGAUCCAGUCGAAAGCUUGUUUUUUCACCCGUAACAUCACAGACCCAGGGGCUGCGUUUGAGUACGCUAUGUUUAUUAACAUUAAGGAGCAGAAGUGUGUGUGCAUUUUCCAGGCUGGACCACUGUUGGAGGGGGCACCAGGACAUGUCCAUGGGGGGGCAAUAGCCGCUGUGAUUGAUACUGUGAUUGCGGCUCAUGCUGCUGUCCACUGUGGACCUGUUAUGACUGCCAACUUCAACAUCAACUAUCGCAGCCCCAUCCCACUGGGAAGCACCGUGUUGCUUGAAUCUUGUGUGGAUAAGAAGGAGGGCAGAAAAAUCUUUCUCUCAUGUAAAGUGACGAGCACCGACGGCUCCAAAGUGCACACAGAAACAACAGCACUGUUCCUGACAAUCAAUGCCAGCAACCUCGUGCAGGGAGUAAGACACAAACACGGCAGCCUACCACCUGAGGCCACAACGAGUGAGUGA